Bolinopsis microptera is the source of this 2528-nucleotide messenger RNA. RefSeq lists its product as uncharacterized. Gene Ontology annotation, biological process: regulation of transcription by RNA polymerase II. Bases 204 to 1400 code for a protein of 398 amino acids. Lineage: Eukaryota; Metazoa; Ctenophora; Tentaculata; Lobata; Bolinopsidae. Gene Ontology annotation, molecular function: protein dimerization activity; RNA polymerase II cis-regulatory region sequence-specific DNA binding; DNA-binding transcription factor activity, RNA polymerase II-specific. Gene Ontology annotation, cellular component: chromatin; transcription regulator complex. The record is from RefSeq and is a predicted model, not a curated record. The transcript has 8 exons.
CGCACUACUCCUUCAGUUAACGUCUUUAGCUCUCCAGCUAUAGCAAGAGAGGGGCCAGCCUUUGUUUUAUAUAUACACAACAACUUUAGUGUUUGCUUAUCUCUCUCUCUCUCUCUCUCUCUCUCUCUAUUUACACUGUGUUGUUUUGUAGCUAGAAGUGGGUGUUAGUUGCGUUAGUGUGAAUUAUUUCCCUGCCUUGUUGGAUGGCUCUUCUCAAUCUUCUGCUAAAUAACAGUGUGCCCGUCAGUACACGAGGCCUGGACUGGUCUUCUCAGCGACUACAGAACAUCUCCGGACCCCAUAAUGCUACCCCUCCUGUCAUGCUCCAAGGAGCUCAUCAUCCAGACUCGACGAUCGAGAAGCCAAAGUUCUGGCCGGACAGUCCGACCAAAUCAGGAGGGACGGACAAGAAACUGUUCCUGCCUCCUAAUCUUAAUCCAAGAGACGAGCCCUUUAACGGGCGCAAAGAUCAGUCGACGGAGUUUGUGAGCGUGUUACGAGGAGCCCUGGGAUCCAUCAACAACCACGACUCUAACCUGCUGCACUGGUCCAUGGAGAUGCCGUUGAACCAAGAAGGACCACCCUCCUACUCGACCCCUGACCCAGUCGAGGAUAUCGGCUCGGAAAUGUGCUUUCCAAAACCCUCCGACAUACCAUACGUUCCAGCGGUAUCGUAUUGCAGCAAAGGACCCCUGCCCCUCCCUCCUUACAUGCUACCCUCUCUGGAGAGACUGGAUACUCAGAAUAGUAAAGUCAGGAUUAAGAGGGAACCUAAACAUUAUACCAAAGAUAAAGACACAGAGAAAGUGAAGCGAGAGACUGACAGACGAGUUGCGAAUAAUCAGCGAGAGCGAGUGCGCGUGCGCGACAUCAAUGAAGCAUUCAAAGAACUGGGCAAAAUGUGCACUUUGCACGUGCAGAACGACAAGGUCCAGACGAAACUGAAUAUCUUACAUCAAGCUGUAAACGUGAUCAACCAGCUGGAGGACGAAGUUGGAAAAAGGAAUCUAAACAAAGAGCUGCCAGCUUUCCAGAACGACAUCGCCAUCAAACACAAACUAGCCUCCUCCAGUUCGAGCAACAGUUCAAAUAACGAGCUCCUACAUUCCUCGGGCAGUGGCGGAGGAAUGUCCGACCACCACUCAGCACGCAUGAUGGAAUGUUACCCUCCUCCCAUUCCUUGUCAACCUCCCCACAUGCCCACCCCUGUAAAUCCAAUGGGUUUGUCUCCCCACCUCCCACCCCCAAGUAACUGCAGUGAACCACCUCCCUCCAACAGUGUUCCCUCAAUCAUCACCUCCAGCAUGCAAGUCAUUUACAACGUGGACGAACCUCUGACCCGGGAUGCGACACGCGACUACACGGACUACGCGACCAGCGACGAGGAAGGAAUGCAAUGAGAUCGCGCACGUGCAGUGCGCGCAUGAUGUUUCCUGCACGUGCAGCUGAUCAAUAGAAACGAACAGUUGUGUUUAAGUUGAGAUGGGUUGACAUUGACAUUAAUUUGGGGUUGAUAUUUCAGACAAAGAGAGACAGAUUACAGUAGCAGAUCAGGUCACGUGGUCACGUGGUACUGUAAGAGGUCACGUGGUACUGUAAGAGGUCUACAAUCAGAGUGUUUCUGAGAGGAACUGUAAAGUAUAAAGUUGCGUGUUUUGAGUGAAAUCCAUGUUUCUAAACUUAGAUUUCAGUCUAACCGUAGAGCUAAAGUCUGGACACCUUGCCUUGAUCGGACACGUGACGUAUUUUACUUUAACACUGGCUUGAAUUUGCAGUGCAAUUAUUGGAUAUAUCUCAAGGUGUUUGGAGUUCUAACUGACCAGAAUAUGUGAGGUAUUUGCAACUUUGGCUCUCGAAAUAAACUGCUGGAGGCUAAUUAAGCCUAAUCAUUGCAUUUCCCUACCCAAUCAGCAUUUUCUCACGUCCUCCUAGGCCCCCUGUUAUAUUUUUACCGCCUUCCUUAAUUUAAAUAACCUUAUUGAAUUUGAUUUAUAACGGAGAUGAUCAAUGAAAGAAAGUAUCGUGUGCAUGGGCUAAAAGUUUGCAGUUUUAAGUGUUUUGUUUAUUUAUUUGAUGAAAUAUAUUAAUUUAUUUAUGAAAUGUUUUGAAAAUUUCUGUUGAUUUUAAUCCAUUAUAUAUUUUACAUUAAGGUUAGAUAAAUAGGCUUAACUAGACUGUCAGUAAUUUCAUGUAGGAAUUUAAGUAUUAUUCUUCCUCGGUGACUGAUAAGGGUUGCUUGGAAGUUUAAUAUUUAAAAUCACGUAUUCAAUAUUCGCUGAACAGCUUAAAUAUUUAAUUCAUAUUACCAGCGCAUAAAUUUGGUUUGAUUGUAUGAUACUUAACUAAUCAUAAUAGCAGAGAAUUUGAUUCACGGUUGUAUUAUAGUAUCUCAAUUGAGGCAUGACAAGCAAUACUUUGGAGCUAAAAAUCAAGAUAUUUUGUUAAAUAAGUGUUUGUUUAUUUAUUAAAACAUGAUCGUUAGCAUUAAAUGCUGUAACUAAUAAACUGAUAUAAUUCGUUUUUGGAAA